AUGUCUUCCUCUACAUCCUCUUACCCCGCUGCGAUGGACGUGGAUACUCCUCCCACCUCCUCCUUCGGUUCUUCUUCUUCUUUUCUCCCCCAAGGCAGUCCCGCCAUCCCUGCCUUUGGUGCUCCUUCUUUCUUCCCCUCCCAAGUCAGGCACACCCCCCCUGUCUUUGGAGCUCCCUCCUCUCUCUCCUCUCCUCUUUCUUCUACCUACUCGGUUGGAAUGAAGGUGGCCAGACACACCACCUCCAUUCCGACUGAGGAUGAUCUCAUUUCCUCUUUUUCUUCUUUCAACGUUGGGGCUCCGGCUACACCCCUUCCUCGUGCUCUCAGACGUGGAAAGCAGGAGCCUCCUCGUCUCUCCCCUCUUUCUCUUAUGGCUGCUCGAGUCGCUUGGGCUAAGUGCAGGAAGAGCAAGUGCUCUCCUUCUGGCAAUCCCUUCCGCCAGAAUCACGCAUUCUACCGCAAGUACUCUCACAUCUCUUUCUCCCCCUCCCGCAAGAGCCACUCUGAGAGGAGCGAUACCCCCCGUGGCACCUCUUCUCCCCGCGCCCCUGCUGAUCCCCUUGGACCCAAGUCUGAGGGAGUAAGCAAGCGUCGUGGUCCCGCCAAGGGUCAGGGCAGAGCUCAGGUGAAGCAGCAACAGUAUCAGGGCAAUCGUCAGCCUCCCCGCGGUCCCCGGAACUCUUCCCCUGGUCAGCCUCGGUCUUACCCCCAGCCUGCUCGAGGUCACACUCGCGGGCCUAGACCGAAUCGCUAUCAGGGUCCGGGGACUGCUCGGAAUGGUCAGAAUCCCUUUACGCCUGCUGUGAAUCCUUUCUCUCAACCCUUACCCAAGGCUUCCGCUCCCGCUCCUCCUUCUCAGCCACGCAAUCGCAACUCUCGGGGUGGUUACCGCGGUCGUUACCGUGGCUCUCACCGCAACCCCAUCUCUCUCUAGAGUACUUGCUUCCUCUUUUUCUCUCCCCCUCUCUUUGCGUUUGUUUCUUCCUGCACAAAAGCCCAAAAAAACUUGAAAAGCCUUAAGAGAAAAAAAAAUCCGCGUUUCCUUUGUCUUUGGUUUUGAGAUCAUCAUUCUUCCGCUUUCUUAUGUCUUCCGCUUCCGUUUGCUUUUGUUUCUAUUUCUCUCUCUCUCUCUCUCCCCUCUCUUCUCUCCGCCGUUGUUUUUGGUUUCUGCGAAUCUGGUGGACUUUUAUCGCUUGCAUGUAGGCGAUUACUGCUAACCUCCCCGGCCCCGGCGAGCCACCAUCGGGAAAUCGCCUUUCUC
Colletotrichum godetiae is the source of this 1263-nucleotide messenger RNA. RefSeq lists its product as uncharacterized. The transcript has a single exon. NCBI's taxonomy places the organism in Eukaryota, Fungi, Ascomycota, Sordariomycetes, Glomerellales, Glomerellaceae. The coding region runs from base 1 to 936 and encodes 311 amino acids. The record is from RefSeq and is a predicted model, not a curated record.